GCCGCCGACCACCGACCGUGCUCGCAGUCAUUCCACGGACACCACCACUGAUACACAUCCGUACAGCACAGCACCAGCAACAGCAGAGCCAUGGGUACGUUCCGACAACGGAUGGUCGCGAUCGCAACGGUCCUCGCCGUAUUCGCCGCUGCGCCGAGUGUUUCGAGAUCGGUGAACAUCAGCAGUUCAUGGUUAUUGCCACAAAACGAGUUUCCGGUUUUCUAUCGACAUUUCAGAGACAGAGUGACAUGGUUCGAAGCGGACGCUGUAUGCCAAUUUCACCACGCUCAACUGGCCACAGUUGAAUCUAACAGUCAGUUUGAGGCAAUACGUAGUUAUCUGAAGGAAUUAGACGUGAUCGAGAAUGUUUGGAUUGGUUUGAAGCGGAACAGCGAGGCUAGUGAAUUCACAUGGACUAAUUACCAGCCACUUGCAAGGAGCGGAUACUUUAGAGAAGAAGUUCCACGUUCAUCGGACCCUGUUUGCGUUGUCACUGACCCUACGGCCAACUUCAAAUGGCACAGUUUACACUGUGGAGGCCCCGAAGUAGCAUCAUUCGUUUGCGAACUCCCAGUUCCAUAUUGGGCAUCCAAGAAUAACGGUUGCAUGACAAGUAUGAUGGAAGGUAUGACAGUAACUUUCUUGCCGGAACGUCCUGCUAUUCAACUCACUAAGGAAUGCAGUCCAGGUGUCUCCAAAAAUGUUACUUGCAAAGGAAACAUGAAACAAUCUGAAAUAAUCGAAAAAUUGAGUUGUCCAAAUUCUAAUAAGCCACUGAAGACAUUAUUUAAACCGGUCAAACCUGAAAUAGUUGAUAUCAAGCUAAAAACAACAACCUCAAGCUCAGAAUCAGAUGUUGAAGACUACGCCAUCGAAAUGGCCACGAUUGCUCAGUACAACGACGAAACGUUCCAGUCGAUAUCUAAAGUGAUGGGUCACGGUAGUGGUGGCAUUAUCAACUUGCCACAAGAGAUGUCGAUCGCUCAAGAACCGAUAAAGUCUUCGGGCCGAGGAAGUUUUGACACCAACGGCAUUGAUUCGGCAUUUAUUUCUGGCCAGGUCGAGGCCACCAGCACCGGCGCUAGCAGCAUCAGCGCCAGUACCAGCACUAGCACUAGCACCGCCAGCUCCGUGUCCAGCUCGAGCACCGUAACCAGCGCUAGCACUACCAGCACUACUAGCCCCACACCGAAAAGCGAGCCAAAAACCUCAUCGACGAUGACCAUGAAACAAACGACGACACCGACACCUAUUGCAACCGCUACCAAGACCACGACUCAUACCGGUUCGGUCACCUAUAGUACAGCGUCCGGCACCACGACUCAUGCAACCACAGUCAAUAAAGUGACCACCCCGGCCACAAAAACCGGCACAACCGGUCGUACUGUGACAACCAUUGGUGGCCAGCCGACUGGAACCCCGACCACUACCAGUAACAGUAAUCAUAAUCGCCAACGCGGAAACUCGGUCUACACGACCACCGCUAACACCAACACAAACGCCCCAAUCUACGCCACCACCACCACCACCCUGCCGAAGAGCGGGCCGACCGUACAGAUUACGACCACCGAAAAGAUACACACCGUGGCCAAAAUGCUGACCGCCGAGACCGGUGACGUCCGCCGGGCCAACAGUCGCCGGCCAACCGCUGCCACACUGGCAGCCAUCGCGACGGUCGUGGCUAAAAUACCGUACACUGUGGCCUCCACCUCGGCCACCAGAACUACCAGCCGCCCAUUGAACGCACUUCGGUCAUACGCCAAUUUCGGUGACGGAGACGUGGCCACCACGAGGGACGCCCCGACCACUGAGCCACCGAUUCACGUGUACAAGAAAAUCGAUUUCCCCGGAUUGCCGAUCAAUGACGACAGAGAUUACGUGCGCAAACCUACUGCCACUCCGUUUUCCAGCACCUCGGCCACCACGUUUUCCAGUCCCGUCAACAGGAACGGUAACGAUGGGGUGACUACGCGUUAUUCGACACCGCUGGCCAUGGCCGCUUCUACCACCAUCAGCGCUUCUGCCAGACCUUCCGACGCCCUCAACAACACAUACCCUGCCGCCGCUGAAACAGCUACCACUAACAUGGUAUCCGACACAUCGUCACCAGUGGCCUCCGUUACCGUCGGCGAAGCAGAUGACGACACCAAUAACUGGAACGUCCCGUCGUCUCCUUCAUCCCUGCCCACCAAAAUAGCCAACGAUGCAGUCACUACCACCAUGGCCAGUGCCUCCGUAACUGCCGCGUUCGACGCCACGUCCACCGCCACCGAUGUAGCAGCCACCACCGUCACCGCCGCAACCACUACAACCGCCAGGACCACCUCCACCAUCACUCCCGCUGAGAGCACCUCCACCGUCGCAGCCACUACAACCGCCGCUCCCGCUAACCACCGGAAAAUCGCCAACUACGACGCGUAUACCGAUCAUCCCAAUCGCAGCCGUCACAUUGUCCGCCCAAAACAGCAGCAUCACCACUCCUACCCUUACAUCUUGUACAGACUUUUGGGAUGAAUGGUGUCUUAUCUCUUCGCUCCCACUCCCCUUUCAUGCACUUACGAUAAGUAACAACCAUGAUCUAUCACCAAAAACAUUAUAGCUCCUGCUCACCUCUUAUCUGUUGUCGUCCUCACCCCCUAACGAUCACCCUUAACACAGAAUACAUUCAUUACAAUAUAUUUGGGUACAUAAAAUAUUUCACUGUUCUAAGUUAUUUCCUUCCGCAGUAUGUCCCACCACAGUAACAAAUAACAAUCUACAGGUGCAAACAUUUUCCAAUAAAGUGCUAAAUUCGCCAUUUUGCAACACAAAUUCUUUUACGUUCGAGUCAUUUUCAAACACAGGUAUUUCAGAUUUCGGAAACCUUUGGCCAAAGAUUGGCACGUCUACUUUUCACAGAGACACGAUGCAUGAUAAUAACUGACAUACUGGUUGGUUUUCACACUACAUAACAUCCAAAAUAAGUUUAGGUCUAUAUACAAUUUAUUCCAGUACGAUUUCAUUCGAAACCAUAAUUUCAUAAUCCUUAUUCACUCCAUCUCAGUUCUCGACUAAUAACUAAAAUAAUCAAAAUUAAAAUGUCACCAUAGAUACAAAUCCUAAAAGAAGCACGGGCAAAAAAAAGGAUGUUCUAGCCAGGCAAAGAGUUAUGUUUUCGGAAUA
Messenger RNA from Acyrthosiphon pisum (pea aphid), 3162 nucleotides. Its product is annotated as mucin-22. Bases 91 to 2514 code for a protein of 807 amino acids. The record is from RefSeq and is a predicted model, not a curated record. NCBI's taxonomy places the organism in Eukaryota, Metazoa, Arthropoda, Insecta, Hemiptera, Aphididae. The transcript has 7 exons.